CAGUAGCAGUAGCAUACAAAUCCUAAAGACCACCAUGUUUUAUUCCCAUCUCAGUCAAUGUAAAAUUCUUGAUGACCAGUAACUGGUUAUAGCCCAUGAAACUAACAAUUAUUUUUUUUAACGGUUCAAAUAUUACAAUAAUAUUGUUCAUUUUGUGUUCAUUUUGAAACGAUCGAUGGAUCAAGACACCCCCCAACCCCGCUCCCUCUCCCCAAUAAAAGAAUAUAUAUAUAGGGAAAAAACUGAAGAAAAAGAAAGACACCUGAUUUGGCAUUUCUUCCAGCAGUAAAUCAUGAAACAAAUCAUUCUUCCCAGUAAAAACACGCAACGAAUUAAUAUUGACGAAAUCACAGUGAAAAGUGAUAAGUUUGAUACUUGUACAUGUCCCCUUCAUCAAUCAAGAGGCCCCAUUUCUCGGCUCUUCUCAUGGAACGCAAGUCCUCCAAGCAUCAGCAGAAGAUACCUCAAGAUGUGGCCACCAGUUUUUCACAAAAAAACAUGGCACUCGACAAGCUAGAAGAUGAUAGUAAGAAGAGGCAAUUAGCCCCCAAGAGGAGUUCAAACAAAGACAGGCACAAAAAGGUUGAAGGCAGAGGAAGAAGAAUAAGGAUUCCAGCACUUUCUGCAGCAAGAAUAUUUCAGUUGACUAGAGAAUUAGGCCACAAAACUGAUGGUGAAACCAUCCAGUGGCUUUUGCAACAGGCUGAGCCAUCAAUUAUUGCCGCGACGGGCACUGGAACUAUUCCAGCUUCAGCUAUAACAGCAGCGGGGGCCUCCGUUUCUGAACAGGGUAGCUCCGUUUCAUCUGGUUUCUAUUCUAGAUUGGGUGAAACUGUGCCAGGAGUGGGACUCAGGCCUAAUUUAUCUAUGAUGGGCGAAGAUAUUCUUGGCAGAUCCAUGGGGGUAUGGCCUUCUUUUAGUGGUUUUGGAUCAGGGAUUUUGCAGAAUUCUAGUGUUUUGAGCUCAAAUCCAGUUGCCAAUCUAUCACGUGUGAGUAAACAUGGGUUUCAGGCGUUUGAGUUUCCAGGUUCAGUGAGUUCAGGCCAAAUGCCAGGUUUGGAGCUUGGUCUUUCUCAGGAGGGGCAAAUUGGAGGGCUAAAUCUUCAAACAUUUACCCAGUUUUAUCAGCAGAUAGGGCAGACUGGAGAUUGUGGCGGUUCAACUAAUCAUCAGGAGCAAGAUCACGGUAAGGAAAAUUCUCAAGGAUCAAGACAAUGAUGAUAGGUUUGAAGAUGGGUGUUUUGGGCUACUCUUGGAUUGAACAUGAGUAGCAUUACAAGGAGUUGAAGGGUGCUUGCUUGAGGUUUGUUUUUGUUUCAUAUUAUAUAGUAGUACAAUUGAGAAACGAUGGAGUUGAGAGAAUUAUUCUGAACUCAGUGUUAUGUCUAUACACUUGGAGGCUCCAUUUUGCUGCAAGAUUUGCUUCUUGUUUUGCUGCACGGCUCUGUUGAAAUGUCCAGAAACAGUUGCAGUGUGGAGUAAGUAUAAGAGGGUGCAAUGAAGACUCGUUGUGAUUGUACUCGUUAAUAUCCAAUUUUGAGGCGUGUUGUCAGUUUUGGGAACAUAGUUUGGCUUGUAUUUAAUAAUAGAUGCACAUGAAUUUUUUAGUGAGGUUAUGCCUUGUUUGUUAAAGCUUUGGAACUCGCUUGAAAUAGAAGACCUACAGUUUAUUACAACAUG
Molecule: messenger RNA, 1680 nt
Organism: Sesamum indicum (sesame)
Lineage: Eukaryota; Viridiplantae; Streptophyta; Magnoliopsida; Lamiales; Pedaliaceae
Product: transcription factor TCP20
Cellular component (GO): nucleus
Molecular function (GO): DNA-binding transcription factor activity; sequence-specific DNA binding
Source: RefSeq, a predicted model, not a curated record